AUGCAGACUUUUAAGAGCAAUUGCACUCUUCCUCCGGAGAGCGUUGGUUUUAUUUCUUCCCCAAACACUCGCGGAACCCUAGACAUUGUCUGGUCUUGUCUUAGUGUGCUUAUCCUCUGUACUUGGUCUGUCAUUCAUCUCAACGUACCAAUUGAGUCGACUCCAAACGGCAAACGCCAAGAAUACACACGAAAACUCUUCCUAUUCUGGACAAAGCUUAAAUGGAUGUUUAUCAACCUUGCUGCACCAGAGUGGGCACUAGGACAAGCUUGGAGCCUUUAUCAUUCAGUAGCUCUGCUCGAGGACCGGUUUCAAAAGUACCAGAGGGAAGACAGUGUCCCAUGGAGCCGCUCCCAUAUCUACUAUGCAAAUAUGGGUGGAUUCUCUAUUCGGUUUGACGAGUCAUUGAACGAGCCAGAGUUCUCUCUCCAAGAUGUGAAACCGUAUGAGACGAAUCUUUUUUCUCCAUUGAAUUACGGCUACCCCCCGCAGGGCUUUCGGCCAUUGCCGCGGGCUCAGCGACAGUUUUUUGAUCUUUGGAUGAUGAACGGCAUUGAUUCGCCAGAACAUAUCCAAGAAUCGGUACGAAAGAUCUCUAAAUCAAUAGGAGAUAUCAACUGGAAACCAGACCAAUACAAUAUUCGAGCUAUAAGAAUGGCAGUUUUCAUACUGUCUCCAGACCAUUUUGCUGAUGAAAAGGAACGAAAGAAAUUCUUUUUCAACUCUGAAACUUGGUUUGAAAAUAUCCGUUACCUUUGUGGGGAUCUCUGGGUGCUGGAUGCGAACCAGCUUCUCCUUGCACGCGAGCGUGGAAUCAUCGAAACGUUACCUUCGAUAUCUCAGGCUUCCCUAGAUGAUCGCAACAAGGGCAAUUUAUUCGUCACCCUUCUAACGAUAUUUCAAAUAUCGUGGAUGGUCAUCCAGCUUAUUGUACGCCUGGCUCUAAAUCUCCCCUCGAGCCAACUUGAGAUCGUUACUCUAUCCUUUGCAAUCUGCUCAACGAUCACAUACUUGCUGUUGUUUAACAAGCCAAAGGAUGUCCAGACAUCACACACCAUCAAAGCCGCUAAGCGCCCAUCUGCGGAAGACCUGAUCCUCAUUGCAAACGCUGGCCCGUCGGGGUUUGCAUUCGCUCGUGCGAGUAUAUGGAUUCCUAACAACAUCCUGAGCCGAGAUACUACACAUAGGGAAGAUGGUAAUUUUAUGAUGUAUCUGGCAUCUUCAGCUGCAAUGAUUAUAUUUGGUGGUAUCCAUUGCAUUGCAUGGAAUUUCAAAUUUCCUACAGAGGUAGAGAAACUAUGUUGGCACAUUAGUACGAUCAUAACGGCUGUUACUGUACCACUAUUAUGGGCUCUCAAUCAAACGCGGGGUAAAGUCAUCGAGUUGAUAGUCAUGUCUGAUACUGAUAGAUCUCUGCUAGCGAAAGUGGCAUCGGUUAUUCAAAAGGCAUCAUGGUUGAUUGUUCUAGUGUUUAGUUCUGCGAGGCUAUUUAUAACGGUCGAGGCUUUUCGUUCGUUGGCCUUCCUUCCACCAGGCGCCUUUUUGGGUACCUGGUCAGCAGGUAUACCACAUGUCGGUUAA
Messenger RNA from Penicillium concentricum, 1581 nucleotides. RefSeq lists its product as uncharacterized. NCBI's taxonomy places the organism in Eukaryota, Fungi, Ascomycota, Eurotiomycetes, Eurotiales, Aspergillaceae. The transcript has a single exon. The coding region runs from base 1 to 1581 and encodes 526 amino acids. The record is from RefSeq and is a predicted model, not a curated record.